Molecule: messenger RNA, 2214 nt
Organism: Laetiporus sulphureus 93-53
Lineage: Eukaryota; Fungi; Basidiomycota; Agaricomycetes; Polyporales; Laetiporaceae
Exons: 5
Coding region: 1-2214 (737 amino acids)
Biological process (GO): proteolysis
Molecular function (GO): cysteine-type endopeptidase activity
Source: RefSeq, a predicted model, not a curated record
AUGGUGCACGCUGUUGAAGGCCAACAGAACGCGAAUGCAGAAGAGCACUCGCCCGGCACCGAAAACCUCAACGGCACCGUGGUGGCUGAGACAGCCGUGUCCCUGACACACUCGAAUGUCGAACAGACAGAGACACACACGUUGUCACGAAUUUUUGCUCUGCUCGUCACAAUCAACGCUUAUCCAAAGCAUAGCCUGAGCGGUUGCAUCAACGAUGGUGAGGCGGUACGCACAUACCUGGAGACGAUACACCACGUUCCUUCGGCGCAUAUCAUGUCUCUCAAGGAUGAGCAAGCAACCCGCGACGGCAUAGAGAAGGUUUUCAAAUCACAUCUCAUCAAUAAUACCAGCAUCAAGAAGAAUGACCUGGUGGUCUUUUUCUUUGCUGGACACGGGGUGAAGGAAUACACUGACGAGAGGUGGCCUCGUCAGUAUAGAGGCAAGAUGGAAUGCAUCUGCCCUCAAGACGUGGAUUAUAACCGUGUUCACGGAAUACCAUCCAUCCAACUGAACGCAUGGUUUGCAGAACUGGCUUCUGUGAAAGGUGAUAACAUUGUCGCCAUUUUUGACUGUUGUCACUCCGGCGACAUGUCUCGCGACGAUUUUCAAUAUCGAGAAUACGAAUUAGAGACGAAGACUUAUAUUCCAAUAUAUCCUGACGCUCUCAUCGACAUCAAUAAAUGGUUUUCCGCGUCCCUCUCCUCGUCCCAUUUGCGGGGGGCGAGACAAGUUCUGCCCAAUUGCUUUCGGUAUGAUGGAUUGGCAUCGCACGUGCUUCUCAGUGCUUGCAGACCCGAGGAGAAGGCGAGAGAAGCACAGUACCGCGGCGCGUUCACAAAAGCUCUUCUCAAUAGACUGUACGAAAUUGCACAGGGAGAGGGGGAGCCCACCACAUACAUAUCGCUGGUUGCUACUCUACCGACGCCAUCGCAGACACAGAACCCACAAUGCGGAGGAACCAACGCGGGUCGUCUAUUGUGGGUCAAUGAGACCCCCUUUGAUGUCGAUGUCGGCUUCAAGGUAACUGUGACACAGAGCAAGCUCUCUGUCGCUGCAGGGUCCUUAGUCGGUGUCGAAAAAGGCAUGAAGUUCGAUGUUCAAGUUGCUAGAGAGCCCUCGGAGAUGCUUCAUGGCUUCACAAUUACUACAGUCGGCCCAGCGAGUUCCUCAUUCAAAGUCGACACCGCGAAAUACACCCUCCCCGAGCUCGAGAAGAAAAUAACAAUCUUAUCUCGAGCAAUAUUCCCAGACCUUGUGACGAUGCGGUUCACAUAUUAUCUAGCAAGGCAGACCUUGCAACUCCCCUCCUCGGCUCCUGAAUGUGCCACGCUGCAGAAUCGGGACGAGGCUGACAUUCAAAUCAUCGACUUAGAUGAAUCGACAGGACAGUGGAUCCUACAGAAUCGACAACCUGUUGUCAACAAGUAUGCAGCUUCAGCAGCGUCCGUCGAAGCUCCGUUCAACGAUAUCUGGAAGACUUGUCAACACAUUGCACGCUUCAAUUUUCACUUGGGUCGGAAAUUCAAGACUCCGCUCCAGGGUGUCAAGAUUGAGCUUUACAUCCUCAAACGAGGGGGGCCAGAGGAUGACAGUUUGAGCAUUUACGAAGCGGAUGAGCAAAUCCUACCCGAUUCCUCUCGGAAGGACGUUUCGGCCAGCUGUUUGCCUGAAUACACAAUAAAGUACAACCCGAAAUUCGUCUAUGGAAUCAAGAUUGUGAACGACUCGGAAUACGAUCUAUACCCGUAUCUGUUCAACUUUGACCCGUAUGAAUACUCCAUUGAGAAAUGGUACACUCCCGAGCAUCAGGACACGCCGCCGCUGAAGAGGAAAGGCUCAAUCGCUGUGGGAUACGGUGUGCAGGGCGCACGCAAGGUAGUCGCAUUUGAUCUCGCUGAAGAGAAAUCAACGGAGUCGAGCUUCGUGAAGCUCUAUUUCUCGACAACAUUUGUUCACACGGAAAGUCUAGAGCAAGUUCCACUCAACAAAGAAGCUGCAGAGCGCAAAGCAUUUUUAAAGGAGUUGCCGAAUGUAGGAAUGUGGGACAGUGAUACAUUUGUUUUCACCGUUACGAAGGAGACUCAAACGAGUGCUCCACGGCUUGCCUCGCACACGUUUAUGCGAAUUGUCCUAUGCCCAUUGAAUGCUGAGGAUGACGACGAAUAUGGAACUAUAUGCGACUGUAUCAGCAAUGGUAACGGAAUGCGGAGUUAG